Acipenser ruthenus (sterlet) is the source of this 1576-nucleotide messenger RNA. RefSeq names its product nmrA-like family domain-containing protein 1. NCBI's taxonomy places the organism in Eukaryota, Metazoa, Chordata, Actinopteri, Acipenseriformes, Acipenseridae. The coding region runs from base 483 to 1397 and encodes 304 amino acids. The transcript has 5 exons. The record is from RefSeq and is a predicted model, not a curated record.
UGCUUUGGCCCUCAUGCCAUGUUUAUUUGUUUUUUGUUUAAUAAAGUGCACAACAGCGCUUCACUGCAGUUCUCUAAUUCCUGCAGGUAACAUCUUGAGGAAAAAACAUAAUUAUUUUUAUAUAAUGCCAUAUAUCUAUGGCAUUCCAUCCCAAAGGCUCUUUACAAUAAGAAUAACUGGUGUUUUAAUGAACUUUAGAAGAUAAAGGAAUCCAUAAAAAUGUUACAUUUCUGAACAUACUGUUUUCAUAAAGUCAAUCAGCCCCAAGAGAAGAAAAGCAGUAUGAGGCUGUGGCAGUUAUUGUGCUGUAACCCUGAAUAGCCACUGUGUCAGAUGUAUGACUAGUUUUUCCAUCAGUUGCCAAGAGGAGGUAACUCUGCUUUGAGAGUUACCAUGGAAGCAGAGUGACAACAGAAGUGUGUAGAGAAAAUCAACUGAAUCCGAGGAAGCAUUGCAGGAGAAGAAGAAAAGAAAUCAAGAUUAUGGACACGGUGACAGUGUUCGGUGCUGAUGCGGAGGAAGGACACAGUGUUGCAGUUGCUCUGCUUCAGGAUGGUACUUUCAGGGUGCGAGUGGUGGUUCAGGACCUUAGCAGCCCUUUGGCACAGCGUUUACAGGUGUCCGGGGCCGAGACAGUGGGUGUGGACUUCAACAACUCAACAAGCAUUCAGGGAGCUUUAAAGGGAGCAGCCAAAUGCUUUGCUGUGACGAGUACUGAUUUCACAGCCGCAGAUCCCUUACAGUGCGAGAUUCAACAAGGGUAUGGAAUUGCUGAUGCUUGUAAACAGAACAACAUAAAUCACCUGGUGUUCCGGGGAAGCCACCAUGUGCACAGGAGGUAUGGUCUGCCAGCAAGACACAUGGAUGCCAAGGCCUGCAUUAACGACUACAUGAACGAAAUCGCACUGCCCAAGACUGAGCUCAUCACUCCCUUCUAUUACGAGCACUUCCUGACUUCCUUCAAACCAGUACAGGCUGGGCUUGACUGCUACAAGAUAGCUAUUCCUAUGGGAGAAACGGCCAUGGACAGUAUAAGCAUCAAGCAAGUUGGUCCCAUUGUGACAGCCAUACUUAAACAUCCCCACAACUGGAUCAGAAAGAGCUGCCUGCUGUCAGCUGACAAGAUGAGGAUUGAUGAGUAUGCAGCAAUCCUAACAAAGCACCUGCACCCCAAACAGUUUAAGGAUUCAAGGAUUUCUGUAAGAACAUUUGUGGAGGAUUAUAAAGGCCCCGGAGCCCAGGAUUUUGGCAACAUGUUUGAAUUCUGGAAAAAAGGUGCCCAGAAAACGAACGCUGCAAUUACUUCCUCUCUGUGUCCCGAGAUACAGAGGUUCUCUGAGUGGGUCUCGGCAAACAGGGAGUUUAUCAUUAGCACACUUGAAAAGGAGUCUUCAUAACUGUCUUACAAAAUAUAUACAUUUACAUUUGUGUGUGUUAUCUAGCAUUCUUUAGUGUUGUAUCUGUUUUAUCAUUAUUUACCAUGCUUAGUAACUUAUUCCAGCAAAAAUCUCCCUUUUCACCCACUGGGUCUGUGUCUAAAAGCUGAAGUGAGGUAGUUUGAAAAAUUGCCACUAGG